Plasmodium inui San Antonio 1 is the source of this 591-nucleotide messenger RNA. RefSeq lists its product as hypothetical. The transcript is spliced from 7 exons. The coding region runs from base 1 to 591 and encodes 196 amino acids. NCBI's taxonomy places the organism in Eukaryota, Apicomplexa, Aconoidasida, Haemosporida, Plasmodiidae. The record is from RefSeq and is a predicted model, not a curated record.
AUGCACUAUCUGCUUUUCUUCGUUUUGUUUUUUUUUGUAAACCUGCUGCUGCCUGUCAUUUAUUGUGAGAAGGGGGAGAUUUUACCAUUCGGUGAGAUCCUCUCCGGUGUUGCAGACAUAGCCAAUGUGGUUACGUCCAAAAAGGAAGACGCCUCGGUUGAUCCCGUCGUCGCAACUGCCAGCAGGAUCAACCUGAAAAUAGUUCCAUCCAGAAAGUUGAACGUCACAAAGAAUGAUUUGAUGUUCCUCAUGUCGGAGAUACGACAGGAAAUUAGGAGACAGAUUAGCAUCCUGGAAGACGAACUUGAGGAAAAGGAAAGAAUGAGGAGAAGAUCCUCGUCCCUAUGGACAAUUAGCCAUUCGGCUGUUUACUCCCCUGAAGAGAGUGUGGAUGAUACUCAGAAGAUGGACAGCCUGGAGGAGGAGGAACGAGAAGAAAUCGAAAACAUGCUGGACUCCCUAAACACGCUGGACAAGGAAGAUCACACAACGCCGCAGCAGAGAACAUCCUACAAUGUACAAAUUGGCGAUGAGAAAGAUGAGGAGGAUGCUCAAAAUGAUACAGCCAAGGGCCCAAUAACAAGACGAUGA